AUGGAUUAUACCAUGGAUGAUGACGAUAUCGAUAUGCCAUAUGCGCCGCCUCUGCAACAAGCUACUGUCCCUCGUUGUCCAUAUAAUCAAGCUUCGCGGAAUAGCAUCCAUGCGCCCAACACACGGUACCCAGCACUUAUGAACCCUUGGGCAGGCUACCAUGGAGGUUACGUGCCCCCUUCGAUGUAUGGCACUCCCAAUAUGCCUCCAGUUCCGUAUAGCGGUGCAACUCCAGGUUAUGCUACACAGUACACACAAUGGUCUCAAACUACACAGGUUCAGAACACUAUGUAUCCCAAUUUUCAAGACCCACAACAUCAAAAUCAGCCGCCGCCUAAUAGACCAUUCCCUACUUUACCUCCUCCCGUGUCAGUACCCCCCGACUACUCUUGGUCGGCUCCCUGGCCUAACAAUCCUCGGGCUAGGUCAUCGUUCGCUGAAGAACCCGCUGAAGCGGACACUAUCAAUGAUAAUAUCAACCAUCAAGGAAUGGACUACAUGGGAAAUAGCGGAGCAGGCCCUUCAAGAGAACCAGCUCAACAACGGCGGCGGGAGCGGGAACGGCGGGAACGAAAUACUCCCUCAGGCGCUAAUUUGGAAGCCUCAAUGCAAUCCAAUCAUAGCAAUGCGUUUUCUGACAGUCCACUUCCUGUCAACGGUUCCGAGUGGGGUCGGCCGAGUGCUAGGCAAGAACGGCGUGUGGCUGAAGCUCAACGCAGAACGGCUUCCUUUACAGGUGCUAGAAGAAAUACAGAAACAGACGGUGACGAGUUUGGACAAAGCGAUGAUGAUGACGACCUGGAAGCAAUGAUUGGAUAUUCUCAAUACCUUCAAGUGGCGGACCAGGGCACACUGGCUUCUGCUCUACGUGGUCGUUUUGGAAGUCUUGGAGGUCUUGGACUACUCGAUGUGAGUGGGAAAAGAAUGCCAUCCAAGGACUUUCUGCUCUCACUCGAGAGCCCAAACCCCGAUGAGCUGUCGAAAGAAGAACGGAAUUGUAUGAUUUGCUACAACGACUUUGGUGUAAAGAAUCCUGAAGGCGUGAGCGAACAGCCAUUACGUUUGCCCAAGUGCAAACACAUAUUCGGAGCUACCUGUAUUAAGAAAUGGUUCAAGGAGAACGACAGCUGCCCGUAUUGCCGGGAUAAAGUUCCCUCGGAAUCUGCCAGGAAGGUAGUGUUGAGGCAAGCUCGCCAGUUGAUGCAUGAACACAUGCGAAGGCGUUAUCAAGCAGCAGCCGGUUCUGUUGAAGUCGGUCCCCUCAAUCCUGGCGCACUCAAUCCACAGGAACAUCACAGCAUGCCUUCGGGCGAUCGUACACCACCAGUCUGGUCAAGACCAUCGACAGCGGAGACAGCGGAAAGUCGACAUCGCGUUUCCCGAGGAAGAACUUUGGUCCAUAGAGCAGCUCUUCAAUCAAUGCGUCAGAAUCCGAUGAGUUCUACAAGAUUCUACACUCCCACUUCACAACUGCAAAAUGAAGCCAACCCUCCUUCAACACAUUCACGACAUAAUUCGAAUUCGGAAGGAGUAUCACCAGCGAUAGCUAUCGGAUCCACCUCAAAUAACGGAGACCGACAACCAGCUCUGCCCUCAACCAAUUCAUUGGGAAACUCGGCGAAUUCAAACAGUUACAUGACGCCAACAAACUCGUCGCCAGCAUACUCGGCAAUUCCAAACAGUUAUAUGUCUCCAUCCGCACCCCCUUAUUCUCAAAAUAGACCAAUCGCAUUCGGAUCUAUGAGGGCCUCUCCAUUCGACCUAACUCAACUCGAGAACCCCGCCCACUUUUACAAUUUUCAGCCCCAAAUUUCUCAACAAGAUGAUUCUACUGCGGUUCAAAGCCAGCAACAUGCUCUGCAACAGGAGGCCAUGCAACAGAGAGAAAUGGAGAAUCGAACCAAUGAACAGCAGUUUCAUCCACAUGGGAAUAUGAGAGGCUUCUAA
Sclerotinia borealis F-4128 is the source of this 1947-nucleotide messenger RNA. The record is from the annotation of a GenBank genome assembly. Lineage: Eukaryota; Fungi; Ascomycota; Leotiomycetes; Helotiales; Sclerotiniaceae.